This is a messenger RNA of Cannabis sativa, 2607 nucleotides long. RefSeq names its product U-box domain-containing protein 52. The record is from RefSeq and is a predicted model, not a curated record. Gene Ontology annotation, biological process: protein phosphorylation. Lineage: Eukaryota; Viridiplantae; Streptophyta; Magnoliopsida; Rosales; Cannabaceae. Gene Ontology annotation, molecular function: protein kinase activity; ATP binding. The coding region runs from base 400 to 2385 and encodes 661 amino acids. The transcript has 8 exons.
GAAACGUAAAUUUAAAAGUUAGUUAAUUCGGUUAUCCAUAUCAUGAGAGAGAGAGAAUGAGACUUGAGUUUUUCUUUCUUGUAAAAAACAAAAACAUAAGACAAAACCUAUAGCAAAUAAAUAACCUUAAUUUAUAUUCUCCCUUUGUAUAAUCCUUCGCCGGCGGACUCUACCGGGUGUUGGCGGCGGAGGAGGUUGUUGCUGCUGUUGUCGGUGGUGGUGUUUUCGGUAUUUUUGCUAUACUAACAACAAUGGCUUCCCAAUUUUAUCCGGACGAUACCAUUCCUCCGUUUAAUGCCACCGCGGUGGCGGUUGAGAAGGACAAUAAGAAUAGUAAAGCCGCCGUUCGAUGGGCUAUCGAUAAUCUCAUGAUUACCAAUCCCUUCAUCAUUCUCAUUCAUGUUAGACAUAAAAAUUAUCGUAGAGAGCACAAGCAGCAGCAACAGCAGCGAAUCGGGAGACUCCGAUGCUCGCAGUGUUUUCGCUCCUUUCCGAGCAUAUUGUGCUCGAAAAGCGGUUGUAUUGAAAGAGGUUGUUCUUGAUGAUUCUGAUGUUGCUAAAGCAAUUGUUGAUUAUAUCAACAAGAAUUGCAUCACUAAUCUUGUUGCUGGUGCAUCUCAAAGAAAUGCUCUUACAAGAAAGUUUAAGAGCAUAGAUGUGCCCUCUAGUAUUGUGAAAUCUGCACCAGAUUUUUGUUCUGUGUUUGUGAUAUCGAAAGGGAAAAUAGUAACCGCGAAAAACGCUCAAAGGCCUGCGCUCAACACCGCUGCCCCGCCUCGACAACCAUCUCCACAAGGAUUGCCACCUUGUGUUCCAAAUGAACAUGGUGAAGUUGAUCAUGGAGCUAGAGCACAACACAUGAAAGGAGGGAUGAAUAAAAUGAUACCAGUAAGAGAGAGGACUAAAAGUGCACCUUCACUUCUAUUGUUGGAUAACAUGGACCUUGUCAACAAUUGCCACAGAUCAUCUUUUGGCCGCGAUUCAAACGCCGAAGAAAGCGACAUUCAAGGCGGUUUUGGUAUGUUUGGAUCAAUGGAUAUCACAGGUCAAAGCUUUGAAUUCAGUACUGCCCCAAGUCCACCAAGACUAUCUGCAUCUAGACUUUCAGCUCAGAGAGAAAUUGAAGCUGAGAUGAAGAGAUUAAAGCUUGAAUUAAAGCAAACUAUGGAUAUGUAUAGCUCAGCUUGUAAAGAAGCAAUCUCAGCAAAAAAUAAGGCUAGAGAGUUGAGCCAGUGGAAGUUGGAGGAGAGUAAGAAGUUUGAAGAAGCAAGGAAUGCCGAAGAGGCGGCUCUUGCAGCUGCGGAAAUGGAAAAAGCAAAGUGCAAAGCUGCACUAGAAGCGGCCGAAAUAGCACAAAAAAUGGCUGAGAAGGAAGCACAAAGAAGAAAACAGGCGGAGAUGAUAGCGAGGCGAGAGGCCGAGGAGAAGAACCGAGCACUGACAGCCUUGUCUAGGAACGAUUUUCGGUAUAGAAAAUACAGCAUAGAGGAAAUUGAAGCUGCAACUGAGAAAUUCUCAGAGUCAAUGAAAAUUGGUGAAGGUGGUUAUGGACCUGUUUAUAAAGGCAAACUUGAUCACACACCAGUUGCUAUUAAGGUGUUAAGACCUGAUGCAGCACAAGGAAGGAAGCAAUUUCAACAAGAGGUUGAGGUUCUAAGCUGCAUUAGACAUCCAAACAUGGUACUCCUCUUAGGCGCCUGUCCAGAAUUCGGUUGCUUAGUCUACGAAUACAUGAACAACGGUAGCUUAGAAGACCGGCUAUGUCAAAGAGGCAACACCCCACCAAUCUCAUGGCGAAAAAGAUUCAAAAUAGCAUCAGAAGUAGCAACAGCACUUCUAUUCCUACACCAAACAAAACCCGAGCCACUAGUACACCGCGAUCUUAAACCUGGUAACAUACUCUUAGACAAAAAUUUCGUUACCAAAAUAAGCGAUGUUGGCCUAGCUCGGUUAGUACCACCGUCUGUAGCUGAUCAAGUAACACAAUACCGAAUGACAUCUGCAGCCGGGACAUUCUGUUACAUCGAUCCAGAGUACCAACAAACCGGAAGAUUAACAACAAAAUCUGACAUUUAUUCCUUUGGGAUCUUACUUCUUCAAAUCAUAACGGCUAAACCCCCAAUGGGGUUAGCUCAUCAUGUUAGUAAAGCUAUUGAGAAAGGAAAUUUUGGUGAUAUGUUAGACCCUGCAAUAACAGAUUGGCCAAUUGAUGAAACUCUUGCUUUUGCUAAUUUGGCAUUGAAAUGUGCUGAGUUGAGAAAAAAGGAUAGGCCUGAUCUUGCUUUGGAUAUUGUACCUCAACUUAAGAGGUUAAAAGACUUUGGAAGGACUACUACUACUACUCAUCCACACAACAAUACUAGUAAUAAUUCUCCUACUUUAUAAUGAUCAAAACUAUCUCAAAAUCACACUUUUUUUUUUUUGUUGGAAAUUUGAAACUAGUGUAUUGUUAUGUAUCUAAAGAAAUAUUUUCAAUGGGGUUUUAACUUUAAUCUUUGUGUUUUUUUGAAUAAUUUCGGUGUAAAUACUUAAGUUUGAUUCUCGGUUACAGAUAAAUACUUAAGUUUAAUUUUUGACAGUAAUAAUACUUAAAUUAUAUUUCUAAAA